AUGCCGAGUCUUUGGGCUAGCAAUCACCUCGGCGAUGCGGUUGCGGAACUGAGAGUUGGUACGCUCGACUUUCCUUCGCUUAUGGAACCUGAUAUACACAUUCACGUGGAGAGUAAGCUGGACUGGGUGACUUUGCCGGAAGGCGCGAAGACGGCGCAAAGAAGCCAUGAUUACAAGAAGUCGUGGCCCAAGAGCAGUCUGAAGAGGCUAGAAAUUUGCCUAAAGAGAGCGGAAGAAGUGAAAAGAAGGAGGGCUGCUGCGAUGAAGGAGAGUGCCCAUGGAACGAGUGAAGACGAGGUGACUAAAGAUGGGGUCGUGGCUGUGGAGGGAAGUGGGGAGGGUGACAAGACGCCAACCGCGGGUGAUGUGGGGGGCGACGAAGAUGACGAGGCUGAGGAGCAGAGGUUCAGAGAGACUGAGAAGGCGUUGCUUGAGCGGCUGGAGCGGUUGAGCUUGAAACUGCAGAAUGAGGAAGGAACGAAAAAGGUGGUAGAGACGUGCCUUGAGGACGCGAACAAGACCUCAUAA
Alternaria metachromatica is the source of this 528-nucleotide messenger RNA. RefSeq lists its product as uncharacterized. Bases 1 to 528 code for a protein of 175 amino acids. The transcript has 2 exons. The record is from RefSeq and is a predicted model, not a curated record. NCBI's taxonomy places the organism in Eukaryota, Fungi, Ascomycota, Dothideomycetes, Pleosporales, Pleosporaceae.